UUAUCUUCUUCAUCUCACUCAAAUUCCACUCAUAAAAAAAUCUCACAAAAGAAAAAUGCCGUUCGAGAUAUGUGUGAAGGCGGCCGCCGGUGAACCUGAUCUUCUCGGAGAUUGUCCGUUUUGUCAGAAAGCUCUGUUGACUCUGGAAGAGAAGAAGAUUCCGUACACUUAUAAAUUGGUCAAUCUCAGUGACAAGCCACAGUGGUUUUUGCAGGUUUGCCCUGAAGGGAAGGUGCCUGCUCUCAAAUGUGAUGAUGACAAAUUUGUGCUAGACUCUGAUGUCAUUGUUGGGCUUCUGGAGGAGAAAUAUCCUGAGCCAUCUCUGGUUACUCCUCCUGAAUUUGCUUCUGUAGGUUCAGGCAUCUUCUCUGCUUUUCUCAAAUUCUUGAAGAGCAAGGAUCCAAAUGACGGAUCAGAACAGGCUUUGGUCGCGGAAUUGAAGGCAUUUGAUGAGCAUUUGAAAGCACAUGGUCCAUUCAUUGCCGCAGAAAAGGUCACCGCUGCUGAUUUGAGCUUGACUCCAAAGCUGUACCAUCUUGACAUUGCUCUUGGCCAUUUUAAGAAGUGGUUUGUCCCAGAAGACUUGAUUUGUGUCAACGACUAUAUGAGGAUGAUGUUCUCUCGAGAAUCUUUCGUGAAGACCAAAGCUGCAAAGGAACAUGUAAUUGCAGGCUGGGCGCCCAAGGUCGCAUAAACGGGUUCCAGGUUAUGAGUUCUGCAAACUCUAGCUAUGAAAUGUAAAUGUAUUGAGAAGUGUGUGUGUAUGACAUUCAAAACCAAGCUGGUUCUAUCCUCUGUAAUAAAAUGUCAUAUAAGAAUCUAUUUGUAGUGGUUUUUGCUAUUAAUGAGUAAUGGCUGGUUUCUCUAAA
Molecule: messenger RNA, 869 nt
Organism: Mercurialis annua (annual mercury)
Lineage: Eukaryota; Viridiplantae; Streptophyta; Magnoliopsida; Malpighiales; Euphorbiaceae
Product: glutathione S-transferase DHAR2-like
Exons: 6
Coding region: 56-694 (212 amino acids)
Biological process (GO): ascorbate glutathione cycle; protein glutathionylation; cellular oxidant detoxification
Molecular function (GO): glutathione dehydrogenase (ascorbate) activity
Source: RefSeq, a predicted model, not a curated record